Messenger RNA from Sungouiella intermedia, 1458 nucleotides. The record is from the annotation of a GenBank genome assembly. Lineage: Eukaryota; Fungi; Ascomycota; Pichiomycetes; Serinales; Metschnikowiaceae.
AUGGCACCUACAUACACAAACUCCAAUGGAUGUCCUAUCCCAGAGCCUUUUGCCACACAGAGAAUUGGCCAGCAUGGUCCUCUCUUGUUGCAGGACUUCAACUUGAUUGAUUCUUUGGCUCAUUUCGACAGAGAAAGAAUUCCCGAGAGAGUGGUCCACGCUAAGGGUUCCGGUGCUUACGGUGUCUUUGAGGUCACUGACGAUAUCACCGACAUUUGUUCCGCCAAGUUCUUGGACACUGUCGGUAAGAAGACCAAGAUUUUCACGAGAUUCUCCACUGUGGGUGGUGAGCUGGGUUCUGCCGACACUGCCAGAGAUCCAAGAGGUUUUGCUACCAAGUUCUACACUGAGGAUGGUAACUUGGAUCUCGUGUACAACAACACGCCGGUUUUCUUCAUCAGAGACCCAUCCAAGUUCCCUCACUUUAUCCACACCCAAAAGAGAAACCCAGAAACCCACUUGAAGGACGCCAACAUGUUCUGGGACUACUUGACCAACAAUGAGGAGUCUAUCCACCAGGUUGUGACUUUGUUCUCAGACCGUGGUACUCCAGCCUCCUACAGAGAAAUGAACGGUUACUCUGGUCACACCUACAAGUGGUCCACCAAGGACGGUAAGUGGUUCUACGUUCAGGUCCACUUCAUCACCGAUCAGGGUAUCAAGACCCUCAACAACGAGGAGGCCGGUGAAUUGGCUGGCUCUAAUCCAGAUUACGCUCAGGAGGACUUGUUUAAGAACAUUGCCAAGGGUAACUUCCCAUCGUGGACUUGUUACGUCCAGACCAUGACCCAGGAGCAGGCUAAGGAGGCUGACUUCUCUGUGUUUGACUUGACCAAGGUUUGGCCACACAAGAAGUACCCAAUGAGAAGAUUUGGUAAGUUCACAUUGAACGAGAACCCAAAGAACUACUUUGCCGAGGUUGAGCAGGCUGCAUUUGCUCCAUCGCACACCGUGCCAUACAUGGAGGCUUCUGCCGACCCAGUGUUGCAGUCGAGAUUGUUCUCUUACGCCGACACACACAGACACAGAUUGGGCACCAACUACACCCAGAUUCCAGUCAACUGUCCAGUGACUGGUGCUGUGUACAACCCACACAUGAGAGACGGAGCCAUGAACGUCAACGGCAACCUUGGCAGUGCACCAAACUACAUCUCCUCAUCUCACCCAGUUGAAUUCAAGCAGUUCAGCCUUCAGGAGGAGCAGGAAGUGUGGACAGGAGCCGCAUGUCCAUUCCACUGGAAGGCCACUUCCGCCGACUACAAGCAGGCCCAAGAGUUGUACAAGGUUUUGGCUAAAUACCCCAACCAGCAGAAAAACUUGGCCCACAACAUUGCUGUGCAUGUUCUGGCUGCCAACACUGACAUUCAGGACAGAGUGUUCAAGUACUUUGCCAAUGUUAGCAGUGAGUUGAGCGAGAACAUCAAGAAGGAGGUUCUUGAGUUGUCUCCACGUAAGUAG